UGGUCAGUGCGCACAGCGGGGACAGUUCAGGACACGGGUGGUCGGUGCACACAGCGGGGACAGUUCAGGACACGGGUGGUCGGUGCACACAGCGGGGACAGUUCAGGACACGGGUGGUCGGUGCACACAGCGGGGACAGUUCAGGACACGGGUGGUCGGUGCACACAGCGGGGACAGUUCAGGACACUCACGGUAAGCAGCUUGCAGACCCUCAGCGGCAGGCGGCUCCAGAUAGGGACGACUAGCGGUCAGCGUUCCAGGGACAACCAGCAAUCAGCAGACAGCAGCAGCUCCCCGGGCACUCAGCAGCGGACGGCUUCCAGGGACCCCUGGCCACGGACAGUGUGCAGGAUCCCUCAGCAGCAGCUCCCAGGGCACUCAGCAGCAGACAGCCUCCAGGGACACGCAGCCACGGAUAGUGUGCAGGGUCCCUCAGCAGCAGCUCCCAGGGCACUCAGCAGCAGACAGGGCGUGCAGAGCUGUGGAGACUCCCAAUCCUGGGGUAUUGCAGGGCUACAGUCCUGACCUUUUGGGGGUCUGCAGAGUGCGCAGGGGGGAUGGCUGGGGAGGCUUGGUCCCCCUCAUCUGAGCCUCCCAGCAUCUUUCUGGGAGCAAGAUGAUUCCAGCAGCA
This is a messenger RNA of Staurois parvus, 631 nucleotides long. The record is from the annotation of a GenBank genome assembly. NCBI's taxonomy places the organism in Eukaryota, Metazoa, Chordata, Amphibia, Anura, Ranidae.